Nicotiana attenuata is the source of this 765-nucleotide messenger RNA. RefSeq lists its product as uncharacterized. The coding region runs from base 1 to 765 and encodes 254 amino acids. Lineage: Eukaryota; Viridiplantae; Streptophyta; Magnoliopsida; Solanales; Solanaceae. The record is from RefSeq and is a predicted model, not a curated record. The transcript has a single exon.
AUGAGUGACCUCUCACUACAACAACAACCCAUUCCCCACAACCAUAUUCCUCCAAAACCACCUGACAAAUUCAACUCAACACCAAUAAACGCCCCAUCAUACAAGGAAACUCUCCUAAAGGAGGAGUUCAUCAUCAACAAUAAUGACAACCUAAUAACUGAUAAAUCGACUUCCCAGGCUAUGGAGAUACCACAAACAGAAAUGGACGUCACAGAACCAAUGAAGAAAGCUACUACCUUGAAGCAAAUAAAUCUAACAGCUGAGGACAUUAACCGUAUGUACAGCCCUUGGAAGUUCUCAAUUAUCAUUAAGCUCAUAAGCAAAAGACUGGUGCAUCACUACCUCAAAAAAAAACUACAAGACCUAUGGAAAAUCAAUGAGAAUCUCCCUCUCAUUGAUCUUGGAGAGGACUACUAUACAGUUAAGCUAGCCAAGGAAGAAAACAUGAUCAAAAUUCUACAUAACGGGCCUUGGUUUGUUAAUGGUUUUUUUCUCUCUACUCAAAAAUGGGUACCUAAUUUUGUAGCAAAAAAAGCUUGCCAAAGCUUUACAGCUAUAUGGGUUCGUCUGCCCCAAUUACCCACGGAGUUCUACGAUGGAAUCAUCCUAUCAAGAAUUGGAAACUCCAUUGGAAAAUUACUCAAAGUUGACGCAUGCACCUCAGCUACAUUGAGGGGACGAUAUGCUAGAUUAUGUGUAGAGCUACCCCUAGACCAACCAGUGCAAAAUUUUAUCCUAAUAGGGGAUUGUAUACGAGGGAAAUGA